This is a messenger RNA of Marchantia polymorpha subsp. ruderalis, 552 nucleotides long. The record is from the annotation of a GenBank genome assembly. NCBI's taxonomy places the organism in Eukaryota, Viridiplantae, Streptophyta, Marchantiopsida, Marchantiales, Marchantiaceae.
UCCAGCAUCUGAAUCAAUGCAGAGCAAGGCUCUUACUCGCAUCUUACUGGUACACUCUUUAGGAUGGCGAUGAACUGCUUCCACCCGCAGGCUGCUGGGGCAUGUGCAGCUUUCAUCCUCGUUUCCGCGAUUGUCAUCUCCUGCGGCCACUCUGUGGUACAUGCACUUGAAAGUGGUCCCAGAAAACUUGAAUUUUACCUGCACGAGCGGACAGUAGCUGAGCCAGGCUACGAGGCGACCGAUGUAUUAGCCGCCAUGCCGUCAGGCAACGCCUCGUAUUUUAGUUUUGGCAACUUGGGGUGGGCAGAGCACGUGAUCCGGGAAGGUGUAAGCACUACAUCUAAGAUUCUAGGCCGAGCCCCAGUUCUUUUUCCAGCCCAACCGAGAGUACCCAACUUUUGCUUUGCAGAAGCUGCUGACCUUGGAUACGGGCUCGUACAAUGGCACUCUCAUCGUCAGCGACUGGAACUACGAUGUAGAUUCCAACGAAUGGGCCAUUGUGGGAGGCACUCACAACUUUAGAAUGGCCACAGGAUACGCAGUGAACCGCAU